GCUGCGCCCGUGCGGCGCGAUGCCCCCGCGCCCGGCCCCGGCGCCCGCGCCGCCCGCCGCCUAGGCUCCGUGCGCCCCGCGCGCCGCGCCCGCCGCCGCGAUGGGCAACACGGUGCACCGGACCCUGCCAGACCCGAGCCCGCCCGCCCGCCUGCUGGCCACGCGCCCCUGCUGCGGCCCCGGCGCCGGCCCCGAGCGGCGCCCGGCCCUGGGCGAGGCGCCCCGCUUCCACGCGCAGGCCAAGGGCAAGAACGUGCGCCUGGACGGCCACUCGCGCCGGGCCACGCGGCGGAACAGCUUCUGCAACGGCGUCACGUUCACGCAGCGGCCCAUCCGGCUGUACGAGCAGGUGCGCCUGCGCCUGGUGGCCGUGCGGCCCGGCUGGAGCGGCGCGCUGCGCUUCGGCUUCACGGCGCACGACCCGUCGCUCAUGAGCGCGCAGGACAUCCCCAAGUACGCCUGCCCCGACCUGGUCACGCGGCCCGGCUACUGGGCCAAGGCGCUGCCCGAGAGCCUGGCGCUGCGCGACACGGUGCUGGCCUACUGGGCCGACCGCCACGGCCGCGUCUUCUACAGCGUCAACGACGGUGAGCCCGUGCUCUUCCACUGCGGCGUGGCCGUGGGCGGCCCGCUCUGGGCGCUCAUCGACGUCUACGGCAUCACCGACGAGGUGCAGCUGCUCGAGAGCGCCUUCGCCGACACGCUGCCGCCCGCGCGCCUGGGCCAGGCCCGCUUCAGCGCCUGCCCGCCGCCGCCCAGCAGCCACGACGCGGCCAACCUGGACAACAACGAGCUGGAGAGCCACCAGGUGGUGGCCAAGCUGGGCCAGCUGGCGCUGGGCCGCGCGCCCGCCGACGCGCCCGGCGCGGCCGCCGCGGCCAUCCCGUGCGGCGCGCCCCGCGAGCGCGCGCGCCCCGCGUCCUGGCCGGCGCUGCUGGAGGCCGACGCGCGCUUCCACGCCACGCGCGGGCCCGACGUGAGCCUGUCGGCCGACCGCAAAGUGGCCUGCGCGCCGCGGCUCGACGGCGGCCGGACGCUGGUGUUCUGCGAGCGGCCGCUGCGGCCCGGGGAGAGCCUGUGCGUGGAGGUGGGCCGGCCGGGGCUGGCGGCGCCCGGCGCGCUGGCCUUCGGCAUCACGUCGUGCGACCCGGGCGCGCUGCGGCCCGCCGAGCUGCCCGCCGACCCCGACGCCCUGCUGGACCGCAAGGAGUACUGGGUGGUGGCCCGCGCCGGGCCCGUGGCCAGCGGCGGCGACGCGCUCAGCUUCACGCUGCGGCCCGGCGGCGACGUGCUGCUGGGCGUCAACGGGCGCCCGCGCGGACGCCUGCUGUGCGUGGACACCACGCAGGCGCUCUGGGCCUUCUUCGCCGUGCGCGGCGGGGCCGCGGGCCAGCUGCGCCUCCUCGGCACGCUGCAGUCUAGUCCCGCCAACACCACGCCCUCCGGCUCUCUGAGCGGCUCCCAGGACGACAGCGACUCCGAUAUGGCCUUCAGUGUCAACCAGUCGUCCUCAGCCUCCGAGUCGUCCCUGGUGACGGCUCCCAGCUCCCCGCUGAGCCCCCCGGUGUCCCCCACCUUCUGCCCCCCGGAGCCGGCGGGCAGCAAGAACAGCGAGUGCACUGUGUGCUUCGACGGCGAGGUGGACACGGUCAUCUACACGUGCGGACACAUGUGUCUGUGCCACAGCUGCGGCCUGCGGCUGAAGCGCCAGGCGCGGCCCUGCUGCCCCAUCUGCCGGCGGCCGCUCAAGGACGUCAUCAAGAUCUACCGGCCCUAGCACGGGGCCCGACACCCCCUCGGGAAACCAGGGGGGACACGGCCCCUCUCUGGGACGAGGCCUCUGGGGAGCGGGGCCGGAGCCCAGCCCACCUUAGCCAGGGGCGCUUCUGGCCCCGGAGUGCUCUGUGCCCCCCCAGGAGGCCCCCCAAGGGCCAGCUCAGGAACUGCCCACUGCCCACCCCGGCGACCUGCCCUGGAGACCCACACCCCCCGCCCCGUCCCCCUCUGGCCAUGGCAUUUUGCCGGGGCGGGGAGACUGGGGAGAGUGGGUGGGAGCGCAGGGGUGGGGUGGGGGGUCUUGCUUGCUCUGAGCUCUCGGCUGCGGGGAGGGGGCGGGUAUUUAAACCGGGAGGAAGGUGCAAUCUCGGGGAUGCCACGGGGCGCCCUUCCCGGGCCGGGCGUUCCCUGGUGAAUGUACAGAGGUGCCCCUCACGGGGCUCGGGGGACGGUGGUAGGGGACAGGGCCUCGGUGCUGCGGGCUUUCCCGGGGGAGCAGAAAAUAGCCCAAUUGUUUACAGUUCUGGAGCCGCAGAAACUCCUGGGGGCUGGCGGGGGCGGAGAGGAGAAAAGGACAAUUUGCUUUUUUUUUUUUGUUGCUCGUUCAGGCUGGCCGGGGAUUGAGGCGUGCGGGGCGUGAGGGCUGGGUGUAGUCACCACCCACGGCGCCUCAGCGUUGAGUGGGGACCCCUGGCUGUCCUCUCCAGUGGGAUUCGCUCCUCCUCGGGGCUUGGGGGGAACGCAGUGUGUUUGAGGAGGCAGCUGCACAUGGCAGACAGAUGAGCGUGUUUGGGGGUAUCCCCCCUCGCCCCAGGGCCUGUGCCCCCCGGCCUGCAGGCCGCAGUGGCCGUGCAUGGGUGCACGGGGGUCUCCCUGCCCGCCGGUGCUUACUCCAAGGGUCCUGGCUGGUUCAGAUGGAACGGGUGGUGGAGAUCUUGAAAAUGAAGACGGGGGCGGGGCCCCUCCGCCACCCUCCUCUCCCCCCAACUAGGCUCUUUCUGUGGCCUCGCCCCCACCCCCUCACCCCUGCCCAGGCCCUCUCUGCAGACUCCCAGCGCUGUCUUUGGCCAUACCCCAUCCCCUGAAAGCCAGGCGUUUCAGGGGCGUCCCCGAGUCUCUGUUGCUUCCCAGCAGGCCAGGGGGCAUGGUGGGGGGGACGGGCAGCCUCGCCCGGCACUGGACACCAGCCCUGCGUCUCUGCCCCCAGCGCUGCCCGGGCCCCUGCAGGUUGAUUCUUUUUCCCCAGCGGGCUUGGGAAGCAGCCCCCAACGCACCCCACGAUGUGUCUGCAGAACCUUGCAGGGAGCUCAGGGAGCCCCACACGCCCCUUUGGGGGCUGCUGCAGGCCUGGGCAGAGGGACAGGCGUGCCCAGAAGGGGGACAGUCGCCCCUCGAUCCCCGUGAGCCGCGGUCAUAAGCCCUGGUGGGCUCCCCCGGCAAGUGCAGCCCCCCCCCCCCGUGCCCCCUGCUGCAUUUGCGAGCCCCCUCCCCAGCCCCAGCCGCUCCUGGGAAACCAGUGACCUGACCCAGGGCCUGCGCCCCAGGGUGGCCGUGGUCACCGUCAGCUGGGUCGAAAGGCCCAGGUCUGUGGGGCCGGCCCUGCGGCUCCAUAAAUAAACCCGGGCGACCAGGAGAAAUGGGGGGGCUGGGGGGCGUGAACCAGAUGUUUCCUGCCGCCCGGCUGGGUGAGGUCACGGCUGCCGGGACGGGACUGGGAGCCCCUUCCUGACCUCUGCGUCACCGAGCCCUCCGCGCGGGCUCAUCCCUGCUGCUGGGCCCAGAGGCGCCCAGACGGGAAGCGGGCACCUCUUAGACCCCCUGCAGUGCGGUGCCGACCCCCCAGUCAGUGGGCGGCCCUGUGCCCGGGACUCUAGAGCCAGCCGCGGGGGGAGCCACCAGGCCCAGGUGUGGGGCCCCGCAGCCCCCCUGUGCCCCGGCCCCCCGAGUGCCCCCCUUGGGCCCGCCUGCCCCCCACACCCGUUCCACAGGGUGCCCGCGUGGGGCAGCUUGGGGGAGGGGCCAAAGGUCGGGUCGUGCCCCCUCCCAGGAGAAAAGGGGGCAGAGGACCCCCUUCCCUGAGUCUCGCGUCUGUCCAUCUUGACUGCAGAGAGGAAGAGGGUCCUCUCCCGGCCACCCCGGCCCCUUUACCUUGACCCCGGGGCUCCAGGGCACCCCGGGAGAGCGGCACUUUGGGGGUCCUGCAGACAUGUGGGAGCCCACCCGUUCCCGUGCCCCCAGCAGGAGGUCCCUCCAGGCCUGCCCAGUGCCCCUUCAGGGGUGGGGUAGGGGCCCCCUGGACCUCCGAGGCCACACACAGCCAUUUGACGGUCCGCCCAGAGCUGACCCGGUGCAGAGGCCCACGGGGACAUGAGGCCCGCGGGGCCUUUCGCCCCAGUCUGACCUUGGCAACCCCCGCAGACCGCGCCCCUGACCCUGAGCCUCCCGCCCUGCCCCAGGGACAGACCCCACAGCAGGGCCCCUCCCGCACCGGGGGAGAGGGAGGGAUGCUGGGGUCUCGAGACGGCGCCCCGGCCAGCCCCGAGUCUGCCCCACGUCCAGCGGACGGACACUGGCUCAGGAAGACGUGGCGUCCUGCCACCUACGUCUCAGUGUCCCCUUGUCCCCGUCCCCCCAGGCCCCCGAGAUGACCGUACAA
Messenger RNA from Sorex araneus (European shrew), 4432 nucleotides. RefSeq names its product neuralized E3 ubiquitin protein ligase 1B (gene NEURL1B). Gene Ontology annotation, cellular component: early endosome. The record is from RefSeq and is a predicted model, not a curated record. The transcript is spliced from 5 exons. Gene Ontology annotation, biological process: ubiquitin-dependent endocytosis. Lineage: Eukaryota; Metazoa; Chordata; Mammalia; Eulipotyphla; Soricidae. The coding region runs from base 101 to 1777 and encodes 558 amino acids. Gene Ontology annotation, molecular function: ubiquitin protein ligase activity.